GAAAAAUCUAUUAGCCGUGCCUCGGCAGACUGCGAAGCAGUUGAGGAGGAAGCUCGAUGAGAUAGCCGAAAACUUGGCUAACACCCACGCUUCUCAGCCAGCGCUCAACCGGGUACCGGUACGGUCUGGCACUCCUCCUAGAUUCAACAAUAACUCCAUCAUCAGACACUUUUCAACGGUUGCUGUCAAGAGCCCACUUUACGGUGCUGGUAGGUACGGUACUCCCUCCAGACAAGGCAGCAAGUUGGCCAACAGUAUCUGGACUCAGGCUAAUUUCAGAUCUGCUAGAAGCACCAGAUUUGGCAGCAGAGGUGUUUUCCCCUCCUCCUUGUACAACCACUUGCCGAAUGCCAGGGCCAGAAUGUUUUCCACCUACGCGGCCUCUAACAACUUGACCGCCGAGGCGGUGAAGAACUUAACCACUGCCAUCAGAACCUUGUUCAAUGCCACAGAAAAGUUGAACCAGCUCGACGGUGGUAAUGGGCACACCAGCAAUGUAUUGUUGAACAGUGCCAACAGAAAUGCCAAGGACACCAAUGUCCGCACCAACAGCUCCUUGACCUCCGAGUUUACCCACCAAACCAUUAUGUUGGCCAGAACCGAGUCAGAAAACUGCAUCUCUACCGGCUGUUACGCCGAGUUCCAGUUUAAGCUCCAGUUGACCAUCCCGACGGUCACUUUCUUGGACGAGAAUGUCAUGAUGAACAUCGCCGGUGACAUCGAAUUCUACCAGCGCGAGGUAGCCCUCAUAUUGGAAGACUUGCGGAGGAUAGAAAACUUUGGGAGCUUGCCCAUAGAGUUUGAUUAUAAGAAUUCCCGGCUCAAAGUGUACUUCCCUAACUCCGAUAAGGAAACGGUGGAUCGGUUGUUACAGGACUACGAGAUCACUAGCGGGGUGGUUUACGAGGAUGCGGCAGAAAAGCUAGAGCUCCGAGUUGUGGAAGCGGAGACUCCUAGCCUAGCUACCUCGAGCUAUCUCGAGGUCUCUUCGCACUCCGACGGUUAUUACUACUCUGACGUCUUGUCGUCUCCCUCGGAGCGCUUGAGCCUUGAAUCCAUGACGGAGGCAGCUUCGUCCGUCUCCGACACCGACUCUGAUCUUUUGAGUUCGGACUACCUCCCCUUUGCGACGGGUGAGACUCCGGAUGUCGCUACAGUCGAUGAAGCUGAAAUGGCACAAAUGUCAUUGUCGUCGAUCUCUCAUUCGAGUGGCGGGUACCACCCAAAUGAAGUGCUAGUUCGUACCUCCGGUGGUGCCUGGGUUAGUGUUUAGUCUGCUCUUUAUCGUUACCGGUGUAACGACGUGAUGAUAUUUUUAUGCUGGUGAUGGAAUUUUUUUUGUGGCCCCUUUUUAUCCUGUGAACGAUUUAUGCUUUUUAUAUACCUACAACAGUGUAGCCAGGUCAGUUUUGCGGCCCAAUUAUACUUUUUGCACAACGAGGCAUCCGGGAAGUUCCGAUUUCCGUUAGAUAAGCCGAUAAAAGGAUCGGGAGGCAUACCGAUGGCUACUCCUUUCCAGGUAAACACACCCUAAUAAUAAGGCUAUUGGCACGCCAGUGG
Messenger RNA from Babjeviella inositovora NRRL Y-12698, 1560 nucleotides. RefSeq lists its product as uncharacterized. Gene Ontology annotation, molecular function: proteasome binding. The transcript has a single exon. The coding region runs from base 362 to 1273 and encodes 303 amino acids. The record is from RefSeq and is a predicted model, not a curated record. Gene Ontology annotation, biological process: proteasome assembly. NCBI's taxonomy places the organism in Eukaryota, Fungi, Ascomycota, Pichiomycetes, Serinales.